Molecule: messenger RNA, 1076 nt
Organism: Carassius carassius (crucian carp)
Lineage: Eukaryota; Metazoa; Chordata; Actinopteri; Cypriniformes; Cyprinidae
Exons: 11
Coding region: 138-1076 (312 amino acids)
Source: RefSeq, a predicted model, not a curated record
UUAAUUGACAAACAUGCUAGUUUAUUACCUAUAUAAUCCAUUUUUGUAAAAUAAUCUAAUUCCCUGAUUUUGCUCUUAGAAAGAAAACAUUCUCAUCAGAUGAUGAGCUUCAUGAAACCCCCAACAAAAAAAUUAAAAUGAAUAGAGACAAAAAUCCACCUACACCAAAAAUCCAGCCCGCACCAAAAGUCCCGCCUGCACCAAAACCUCCAGCACCUCUAAAAUACAUCAAGACAAAAGGUCCUGUUGUACGACCUCUGCUUACAACAAGCAAAGCAGUGAACUCUUUCAGCAAUUCACUUGUUAAUCACCACCAAAGGGCCAUGGAGAAGCCACAGCAGGCCCGUUUUGAGACUUUCCCCAGCUGUCAAGCUCCAGAUGUUCCCAUGAGCUUCUCCCAGGCAGAUGAGCCACAAGAUGCUUGGGGUGAACACUCACCUGACAUUCAAGACCUCCAACUGGAAACUUGGGAAGAACACCCAUCUAUCACUCAAGCUGUUCCAGUGAGCUUGUCCAAUGAAAAUGAGCAAGAGGAUGCUUGGGGUGAACACCCAUCUAACUUUCAAGAGAACACAAUCUCUGAACAGAGAUCCUCAAGUACCCACCAGCCAAGAACAAAUAGUGCUUCUGGUGUGAGACGAUGGAGCUGCAUCACUAAUCAAUGUACACCUGUUGAGAGGACAAUUCUGGAGGCACUUAAUGAACUGGACAUGAAGAUCAAUCAUCUGACUUCAGUGGUCCAGUCCCUUGCAGCAAACAACCGUUCCAGUGCUCCAGUGGUGGACAGCGAGGAUGAUGUCUUUCCUCUCACAACCAUGGAGGAACUAGACAAACUGGAAAGACAAUUAUCAGAAAAAGCAAUGAUGCAAAAGAUGGUGAACAGGUUAUCCAUCAGUGGAGGACACACACUAAAGAAAACAAUAUGGAGAAUAUGCUCCAAGGUGUUUGGUCCUGUAGCCAAACAGCUGAACUGGUGUGGUAGGGGAGAAAAGCGAGGGAUCAGGAAAACAAACAUAGGAGCACUCCUAAUAGAUAAGUGUCUGCCUAGUUUGAGGCUUGUGGCUUUAAAGCCCUAG